AUAACUCAUUUCACUUUGAAAAAUAGACAGGAAAUCUACGUUUCAGAUUAGCAUUCCAACCUUACCGUAUAGCACUGAGUAUACAUCCAAAGUAUCUACGAGUUUCUCUAAUGAGAUCUGGACGUUUCACUGGUAAAGGUUGCACUAACAAACAGUCUGAAGCAUUAACAGGUCUAUCUUGUAAUGAUUGUCGAGAAAUGUAGUCAACAUGUUGAAUUCGUUUGGAACUCCUGUGCUGGACCGUAUAGUCAUAGGCACUCAAAGCAAUACUCCAUCGUUGAACCAUAGCAGCUUAGGAAAGUGCUAAGGAUUUUUCAGGAUAAUAAAUAAACUUUAAAGCCUCAUGGUUACUUUAAAAAAAGAGGCGUUACAGUAUUUAGAGCAUGUUCGUGAUUCAAAAGAAGCCGAAAAGAUGUAUGAGAAAGAAAUGAGCAGAAGUAUUGACGAACAUAUUGCGAAGCAACAAAACCUUGGUCACCAUAAGAAAAUGCAGCUUCUUGUAGCUAGAGAAAAUUUGAAAAAUGAUGUAAACGAAGUAUGUCGACAACAAAUAGUGGAAAAAAGAAAAAAGCAGGAUGAAGAAAAACGUGAACGCGUAGAAGAAGUGAAACAACUUAACAAAGUUAUUGAACGAAUGAAGUUAGACUCCAAGUAUGAGCUGCACUUGCGACGCCAGAAUAUUGAAACAUAUCGUAACGCCUUAGAACGACAAAUCGCUGACCAGCGAAGUAGGUAUCGACAACUAAUAGCUGAUAAUGAACGAGAGUUAGAGAAGAAUAAGAAAACAGAGGAACAGCUCACUGAACUUGUUCAUAAUAUCGUUGAUUCAAAUGAAACUGACUACAACAGACAUCCAUGGCAAAAACUGUUAGCUACUGGUCACUGGUCUAUUCCAGUGUGGGAUGGUGAACUUCAGAUAUCGAAAUUUGCAAGUGCAAGGGGGAUUAUUACUAUUGCUGUUGUUGCUGUUACUUUAAAAAAAGAGGCGUUACAGUAUUUAGAGCAUGUUCGUGAUUCAAAAGAAGCCGAAAAGAUGUAUGAGAAAGAAAUGAGCAGAAGUAUUGACGAACAUAUUGCGAAGCAACAAAACCUUGGUCACCAUAAGAAAAUGCAGCUUCUUGUAGCUAGAGAAAAUUUGAAAAAUGAUGUAAACGAAGUAUGUCGACAACAAAUAGUGGAAAAAAGAAAAAAGCAGGAUGAAGAAAAACGUGAACGCGUAGAAGAAGUGAAACAACUUAACAAAGUUAUUGAACGAAUGAAGUUAGACUCCAAGUAUGAGCUGCACUUGCGACGCCAGAAUAUUGAAACAUAUCGUAACGCCUUAGAACGACAAAUCGCUGACCAGCGAAGUAGGUAUCGACAACUAAUAGCUGAUAAUGAACGAGAGUUAGAGAAGAAUAAGAAAACAGAGGAACAGCUCACUGAACUUGUUCAUAAUAUCGUUGAUUCAAAUGAAACUGACUACAACAGACAUCCAUGGCAAAAACUGUUAGCUACUGGUCACUGGUCUAUUCCAGUGUGGGAUGGUGAACUUCAGAUAUCGAAAUUUGCAAGUGCAAGGGGGAUUAUUACUAUUGCUGUUGUUGCUGUAAUUGAAACAAAUUAA
This is a messenger RNA of Schistosoma spindalis, 1606 nucleotides long. NCBI's taxonomy places the organism in Eukaryota, Metazoa, Platyhelminthes, Trematoda, Strigeidida, Schistosomatidae. The record is from the annotation of a GenBank genome assembly.